UGUUCCGCCUAUUAUCCUGUAGUGUUCCACCAAGUCCCCUGUAGUGUUCCGCCUACUAUCCUGUAGUGUUCCACCAAGUGCCUUGUAGUGUUCCGCCUACUAUCCUGUAGUGUUCCGCCUACUAUCCUGUAGUGUUCCGCCUAGUAUUCCAAAAUAAGAGAUCUCGAAAAUUACACUCCUCAACACUGAAAUUGCAACACCAUGAAGAUUUCAAAAUCUCCUUGUCUGAUCACGCUUAGCUGAUGAAAUGUGUGAUCUGCAACGAUGUAACAUCUGCUUUCGGCAGCCUGGCAGGGAAACCUCACGAUCUGCGAUAUCAAGCUGUGGUCAUGUCUUCUGUGAACGCUGCCUGCAGAAGGGAAGAAAAGGAGAAUGUGGUGUGUGCAAGGUUCCUUGCCGCACAAUAUUUCUUACAGAUGAGACUGAUCCUGAAAUAAAAAUGCUAUUUAUGGAUAUAAAUGUGCUUUGCAAAACGUUUUCAAGUGAGCUGACACAAGUUAUAGAAUUUCAAGAGAGUCAUAGGCAUCGAAUACUAGCACAUUACAAAAGAAAAAUAGCAAAGUUAGAAGAAACAAUUAAGGAACUUAUUCAACAAUUACAAAGUUUAAGAGCUUCUCCAUCUUACAGUCGACUGUCAGCAUGUAAUACAUUAAGGAAUAUGGACUCAAUACAUUCCGACAAGUAUUCUCCAUCUUUAUCACAAGUGUCCAGUACCAGGAAGUAUGAUGUGCCAAGGUCUCAAACACAGACCUCAAAUACGGUUCAGUCAAUGGACAUCACUUCUAAUGCACCCAGAAAGAAUUUCACCAUAGCUGGUCCAAAUAGAUUGUCAUUGAUAAGUCCCCCUUCAAGCGGGCUCACAGGUUCCUAUAGAAACAAUCCUAAAGGGGGAUCCGUAAGAUCAGUUGUUGGAUCUUCACAGAGCAAUGUUUUCCGCCCAUUUUCACAGUCUAUAUCACCAAUAAACCCUGCAAGUAUCUGGCACUCAUCUAGUCAGAGAUCUCCACAGGUGUUACCACAGACACCUUUGUCAUCACAGCCACCCAGUGCCAGGCAGCCAAUUACUCUUGCCAACAUUUUGCAGCGUCGUCAUUAACAAGUAAUAUAAAAUAAAACAUUUUAACUUUAUU
This is a messenger RNA of Hyla sarda, 1130 nucleotides long. RefSeq names its product ring finger protein 212 (gene RNF212). Gene Ontology annotation, cellular component: synaptonemal complex. The record is from RefSeq and is a predicted model, not a curated record. The transcript is spliced from 12 exons. Gene Ontology annotation, molecular function: SUMO transferase activity. The coding region runs from base 248 to 1096 and encodes 282 amino acids. Gene Ontology annotation, biological process: protein sumoylation; homologous chromosome pairing at meiosis; reciprocal meiotic recombination. Lineage: Eukaryota; Metazoa; Chordata; Amphibia; Anura; Hylidae.